This is a messenger RNA of Myxocyprinus asiaticus (Chinese sucker), 3452 nucleotides long. Its product is annotated as voltage-dependent calcium channel gamma-6 subunit-like. Bases 1779 to 2573 code for a protein of 264 amino acids. Gene Ontology annotation, biological process: regulation of calcium ion transmembrane transport via high voltage-gated calcium channel. The transcript has 5 exons. Gene Ontology annotation, molecular function: calcium channel regulator activity. NCBI's taxonomy places the organism in Eukaryota, Metazoa, Chordata, Actinopteri, Cypriniformes, Catostomidae. Gene Ontology annotation, cellular component: L-type voltage-gated calcium channel complex; membrane. The record is from RefSeq and is a predicted model, not a curated record.
GACCCAUUGGUCUCCUGUGUGUUAGUGUUAGUGCUGGCACACCCAUGGACUGUUCACUGACCAGCUGAAGCAUACUGCAAGAAGAAUUGGCAAGAGAGAAGUUUCAAUUCGAUAAGCUGAUACCCAACUUCUAGGAGUCAGGGAGAACAGAUUUUAUCAGUCUGUUUGGAAAAGUUAGGAGAGUGCUACUAUGAGCACUUUAGAGGAAGAGCUAGUCACUAUGGCGCUAUGAACCUCACAAUGUAUUUGAUUUAAAAUGUAUUUUGAGGUAACUGCUAAAAGUAAAAGGAAUAUCCUAAAGCACAACUAUAUAUUCAGCAUGGUUUUAAGAGAUUUGUUUAGACCUGUUUUUUUCUCUACAACCUUAUGUGUCAUUAGAUGAAUGAACUACUUUGUUAUAUGCUGUUCUAUUAUUGUGGUAUAAUUGAUUUCAGAUUUAACCACCCUUAAGCAACAUAGGGGAAAAAACCAAAACAAACAUCCUUCUUCCUGUCUGAGUGGGCUCGGGGUUCAGAACAAGUUAAAAUGUGCACCAUUUUUAAUGCAGAUAAACCUGUGAUACCUGUGUGCUAGUGCUCCAUCUUCACAGCAAUAUUUUCUCAUCCAAAACAAUGGUUGGUUACAAAAAUACAUGUUUUCUUGACCUAUAAGAGUCACUUCUAAUGGUCUGUUAACAGAUAGUUCUGAUCUUCUUUAUUUAGCAUUUUACUACAUCACCCCUAUCCUUUCUAAUGCCAUAUAUUUAAUGUCUAUCCUUUAUAACUUCUAAACCACCUUUCUAAACUUAUUCAAUUACAUCCUUUAUUCUCUUGCACACCCCAUACUUUGGUUUAAUUUAAUUCCAUUUAUUUGUAUAGGGCUAUUACUUUCUAUGCUGCUCUAAUGCUUAUGUAUUUAAUCAGCUGUUCUCUCUUGCCAUAUAAACAGUCAUCUCUCUCUUUCCUUUCUCUGCACUGUAACUCCCGCGCACUUAAUGUUAUUAACAGGUGUUUGUCCAAAAUAGAACUCUUGCCCAUGCACAUACACAAACAUUCAUGGAUCAACUGACAUACACUCAACUUUCUUUCCCACACACAUGCAGAACUCUCAACAACAUACACUUGAGUUCAAAACAGGAAAACCGAAGAUUCUGGACAUGCAAUGAAAAAUACUCUUGCUGGACCCAUCUUCAACCUCUACCCAGAAGCUAUCAUUCAUUCCAUAACAGUUUCUACAACUUGAUUGCAUGAGCCCCAGUUAUAGCCACUUGCUUUCUCUCUCUCUCACUCACUCUCUUUCUGUACGGACAUCCCUCCCUCUCUUACCUUCACAGCUGAUUUUCUAGUAUCUAGUCAUCAGAUCUUCAACCACACAGAACAGGUGCAUCAAAAAGAGGAGUGUAUCUUCUUUUACUACUCUAUAAGACCUCAAUCCAGUCUCUCAUCAAGUCUCUCUUUUCAUCUCAUCACCCAUUUAUUCCUGUCUUGUUACUGCCUCCCCUCUUUUCUUGACAUCAGUAAAUUCUCAGUCUACACUCUUUAGAAAGGAGCCCCUGUCACUUGGAUUUCUUGUACACUGGAUUCUUUUUACAUCACAGAACAUUUUAAUUCACUGUCAUCUCCUUUUCCAUUUUUGAGCCUUCAAUUAAUACACUUUUCUGCAUUCUCUUUUCAUUGUUUAUUCGCCCACCUUACUCCAGUCUAAUCUCUUUAGUCUUAGUUUUUUUUUUUUUGCAGUAGUCAUUGCAGUGUGUCUCCUUCUGGGAGGUUUGCCCCACAUCUUUAAAGGUUGGGGCUGCCAUGUGGUCCAAUUUUUUUUUACAGCAAGAGGAGGAUGGGAGAGGAGGUAUGGCUGCAAUGGGUGGGGCAGGGAGUAAGGGUGGGCGCGGUGCUAAAAGGUCAAGGCCCCCGCGAAUGAGUGACAGCCAGGAGGGCAAGAUCAAGCUGGCAUUUUUCGUCGCCAUCAUAGGUGUGACGCUGACGGUACUGGGCAUGGGUACAGAGUUUUGGGCAGAGCUUUCUCAGCCAAAACACUUCAGGAACAACCAGACGUGUGAGAUGGCACAUUACGGCCUUUGGAAAUCAUGUGUGCGCACACUAUGGGUGUCAGAUAUUGACCCGGAGAGAGAGAGCUGUGGACCAGCAGAACUGCCUGGAGAAUCUAAUUGCACGUUCUUCAAACUCUAUACUUCUGGGGAGAAUACUGUCAUAUUUCAUAAAUCGACAGAAAAGGGUUUGCAUAUAGCAGCUGCAGUGUUGGCUUUGCUCAGUUUGUUUCUAAUGGUCAUGGGCUCUGUGUGUAUCACCAUGUCCCUUAGUAAGAGUGUACCCUUCUUCCUCAAACCUGCUACCAUCUGCUUCGUCCUCUCAGGUGUCCUGGUGCUGUUGUCCAUCAUUGUCUUCCACCAGUCUGUACUGGCAUUACUGGCAAGUGAUCACAGUAUACCUCUCCAUCAUGAGCUGUCCUGGUCAGUGGCAUGCGUUGGCUCGGCUGGGGCCAUUCUAGUCUUUGGAGGGUUAAUGUUCCUGUUGCUUUCCCUCCCCUACAACCCCCUGGAGAAAUGUUUCCGUCAGCAGAGCAGUAGUGAUGCCUAGCUCUCAGGGGGACUGCCAGUAAGUGAAGUAGCAAAAGAUCUUUUAUACUCUGAUGCUGCUAAUGAAGAUAUCCACUGAUGUUAUAAAGGACGUCCAAACCACUGAAUAUAAAGAGUAACCAAUUUCAUAAUGUUUUGCCAUAGCUAGAAAACUGUCAUUAGAAUUGCUUGUCAAUAGGGAUAGUUCCCCCCAAAAUCAUUUACUAACUUUCAUGUUGUUCCAAAACUGUAUGACUUUCUUCCGUGGAACACAAAAUGAGAUUUUAGGCAGAAUUUUAACCUCAGUUAGCAUUAAUUGUGUUUUUUUCUCUCUUCAAUAUAAUGAAAGUGAAUGGUGACUGAGGUUAAAGUGAUAGUUCACCCAAAUAUUAAAAUUCUCUCAGCAUUUACUCAUCCUCAUGCCAUCGCAGAUGUGUAUGACUUUCUUUACUCUGCUGAACGCAAAGAUUUUUAGAAGAAUGUCUCUGCUGUAAGUCCAUACAAUGCAAGUGAAUGGUGGCCAGAACUUUGAAGCUCCAAAAAGCACAUAAAGACAGCAUAAAAGGACUCCAGUGGUUAAAUCAGUGUCUUCAGAAGUGAUAUGACAAGUGUGGGUGAGAAACAGAUCAGUAGUUAAGUCCUUUUUUACUAUAAAUUUUCCUCCCUGCCCAUUAGGUGGUGAAUCGCCAAAAACAAAAGAAUUGAAAGUGGAGAUUUAAAGUAAAAAAUUAUUACAUGGAUUUAAAAAAAGACUCGGAUUUAACCAGUGUAGUCAUAUGGAUAAAUUUUAUGCUGCCUUUAUAUGCUUUUUGGACCUUCAAAGUUCAGGCCACCAUUCACUUGCAUUGUAUGGACAUACAGAGCUGAGAUAUUCUUCUAAAAGUCUUCGUUUGUGUGCAGC